This is a messenger RNA of Aedes aegypti (yellow fever mosquito), 6320 nucleotides long. It is a transcript of the gene IntS1, whose product is annotated as integrator complex subunit 1. Gene Ontology annotation, cellular component: integrator complex. The record is from RefSeq and is a predicted model, not a curated record. The transcript has 4 exons. Lineage: Eukaryota; Metazoa; Arthropoda; Insecta; Diptera; Culicidae. Gene Ontology annotation, biological process: U2 snRNA 3'-end processing. Bases 53 to 6226 code for a protein of 2057 amino acids.
GCAUUCAUCAACAAGCAAACUGCAAAAUUUUUAAAAGCAAAAAAACUCGACGAUGGAUCGCAACAAACCGAGCUCCAGCGCUCGGUCAACGAAGAAGCAAAUCGGUUUGCCCCAGAGCGAGCUCUUUGCCUUGGGUUCCAAAUCCGGUCCCAGCUCCCGAGAUGAUUCCAAAAACAAACCCGGCGUGAGCGGAGGACCGGAACGCAAGCGGGAUGCUGCGGCCCUGGCCAGUGCCGUGGCCGCAAAGAAAAUCAAACUUUCGGCGACGGGUGGUUCCGGGUCGGUGGGCUCGUCUCUGCCGGGAACGAGUAAGCCGUCUUCCGGUGGGGACAGUUCCAGUUCCAGCAGUGUGCUUGAGUACUGGGAACAGAUGGCCCUGGAUUGCGAAUCGGUGGAUUUGGUUUCGUCGGUGCUCGGGGCCAUCGAUCAGCAGGACAGCGACAGCGUGGUUGGAUAUGUUUGCGGGGCGAUUAAGUUGCUGAUUUCGCCGAAGGCCAAGUCGGAAUCGGUGCUCUCGUUGUCGCUGCUUUAUCUGGCCAAAAUCCGGCCCCAUCUGUUUUGUAACGAGACGAUAACGUCAGCUUUGAUUGCCGUUCUGAAGCGGGAUACUCAGAAUUCGUUCAAGGGCCGAAACAAUCCGACGGUUCACAUUCUGGCGUGCAAUCUGUUGGCCAGGGGUUACAGCGAUAAGAAGCAGUGGCCGGAAAGUUUGAUCCGGACGUACGUCGAAGAUGCGAUCAAUGAUCGAGUGUGGGUUGACUACGAGGAGUGUGCACCGUUCACUGAUAACUGCGUGGCUGCGCUGGGAACAAAGAUUCCACCGAAAUGGAUGCUGCAACCGGAGCUUAGUGCCCUGAAUCCAAAUGCUAGGGAGAACCCCGCCCUCGACGAUGAACACUCAACGGACAGCGGCAUGUUCGGGGAUUCGUUGGGUAAGGAUCCGGACGCAAAUCCGCCUCGCUUUGCACACAUCCAAGAACAGGUGGAGAAAUUGGUGGUGGAAGCGGCCAAAGAUCAACUGAAUCGACGACAAGCACCGGACUGCUCUACCAGAAACUUUUUGAAAUUCCUAUCUCUGGGAAGUGGUAUACCGGAAGUCCGGGCGUUGGCUAUUCCCCGAUUAGAACUUUGGAUCCAUAACGGUAAGCUGAUGAAACCGGCUCAAGAGCUGCUAACUUUCAUUUGCUACAACGUGACUGGACAGAAUCCGAAGGACCACGAGGUCCUAUCCAAUUUGGUGAAGAUGCGACUGAAGACCAAACCACUGAUCAAUAUAUUCAUGACGUGCCUGAAGGAGAUGAUCAACUGUCAGUCGGAAAUAUUGGCCAUCAUGCUGAAGUACGUGGUCCAAAACGAGCUCUCCAAUGCCCGCAAUCCAAACAACAUGGGCAUGCUGGCCACUAUGUUCCAGGCCAAGCCAACCGAAUCCGCAACCCAUCUGGCGGAGAUCUAUCAGGAAUGUUUACUACAAAGGGAAGAUGUCCUGAGAACUCUCCGGGUGUUCCUCCGCGAAUUGGUCAAAAUGCUACGAUACGACAUCAACUUGAUGGUGUUUUCCAAAGCACUUCUGACCAAUCGUUCCGAUUUGAAGUCACAAGUGAUGAGUUCGGAGUUUCGCGAUCGCAUCUUCCAUUCCGUCGUUGAUUUGGUAUGCCUUUGCAUGUUCCUCUCGGUUUCUCCACAAAUUAGAGAGGCAAAUGCGUCUAUUCGGAGCGGAAGGGAACCAAAGAGCUCUCCAGCAUUGACCACUUUCUACCAACAGAUGUCCACGAUUCAAUUCGAUACCCUCACGUGGAUGCACGAAGUGGUUCCAAUCGUCUACAUGCCAUCACCGAACGAUUUCAAAAUGGCAUUCCACAAAAUGCUGUUUCUGGAUUCGCCCGAAGCGUACGCCAAAGGCGAUCAAUGGCCACCCGAACCGGAACGUGCUCCCAUGUUGAGAAUCGUCUCAGAAAUUCCACUCCAGCAGAACUCGAUGCUUCGUAUCAUCCUUAUUGGCAUUACCAAGGAGAUCCCUUUCACCAUCCCCGAUACGAUGGAAAUCAUAGAACAGUUGGUUCGACGCGCCGGAUCCCUCCGUCACGUCGAUUACCCACCGCUGGAUGUGGCCAACUUAGAAAUUAUCGACCUGUUGUUCAAAAUGUCCGAGUACCAUCACCCGGACAACAUCGUCCUUCCAUCCAACUACGAACCACCGAAUCUUGCUAUCUCAUCGCUCUAUUGGAAAACCUGGAUCAUUCUGUUGCUCAUUUCCGCCCACAAUCCCUCCAUUUUCGGAUCAUUCUGCUGGGAGCAAUACCCAAUGCUGCGCACCCUGAUGGAGAUGUGCAUCACCAACCAGAUAGGACCGACUAAGCCGUCCGACGAGGAACUCCAGGUUGCAGCAGCCGAAAAGAGCCAAAUCCUUGAAUUCGAAAACCACCUCGCUUCCAACAUCAUCAACGAGCAGAACAGUCUUCUCCUGUCCCAGCUGAUCCUGAUGGACCCACGAGGGGUGGCACGACGUCCUCCGAAUCACGUCCUGGAGCAGAUCCAAUCAUUGAACGUUACCCACCGAUUGGGUCACUUGCUGUGCCGCAGUCGGAAGCCCGAUCUCCUGCUAGAGAUCAUUCAACGCCAGGGCACUUCCCAAGCCAUGCCCUGGUUGGCCGAUCUCGUCCAGAACAGCGAUGGCGAUUUCAACCACCUACCGGUGCAGUGUUUGUGCGAGUUUUUGCUCUCCAACUCGAGUACGGUCAUUGUGGAGAACAGUCGCGAGGCAGAACUGCUGGUUUAUCUGCAAAAGGUGGUUCAGGACGAAACUGGCGAUCAUCAAAUGAUUUGCGAGAUAAUGGAGUACUUUUUCCGGCGGUUGUCGUCCUUUUCGAACCAUUCGCGUCAGUCGGCUAUUCGCGGGUUGAAGCUGCUGUUGAAGGUAUUCCAAGAGGAGAACGACCCCGUGCCGAUCGAGAGCAACAACUCCGAUUGGUUGCUGCGCUAUCUGCCGACCAUUCCGCACUUCGCCUACGUGCGUCCCAAUGUGGUUGUCCAGUUGCGGGCCGCCUGUCAAGUUGAAAAUUCUCCCGAGCUGGUCAUGGUCUACAUCCAGUUUAUUGCUGCGCACACAUCAAUGGACUCCGAGGCCGACAUGCUGGAACACGUUAUGGACAUGUCCCAUCUGAUUGUCGAACGGAGUACCAUCUUCUCGCACAUCAUUCCAACGGAAACGGAUCAGAGCGAGGCACGUGUUCAAACGCUCAACUGUCUGUUCGUGAUGUUCAACAAUUUCCUGAUCAAAUUAAGAGAGUACAAGAUCACGCAAGCCUUCGCGGAGUAUCAAGACCUAUUGGUGGUGCAGUUUGCCGAUGAGAGUCAGUGCCACAUUCAUCUGAACAUCAUUCAAGCAUUCGUGAUACUUUUGACUCACUCGACCUAUAUUCCAAUGGCUGCACAAAUAUUGGACUAUUGGUUCCCGGAAGGUGCUCCUCCACCACAAGCAUUCAACAUUGAAACUUCCGAACCGGUACAAAUCUUACCGGAUUGGCUCAAAUUGAAGAUGAUUCGCAGCAAUGUAGAUCGCUUAGUUGACGCAGCCCUAUUGGGAUUAACUCCUGAUCAGAUUGUUCUUUUCGUGCAGAACUUCGGCACUCCAAUCAACUCAAUGUCCAAAUUGCUGGCCCUGUUGGAUCGCGCUGUGAUCGAACAAUUUGAGGCGGUAAACAACGCUAUUCUACACAAAACGUAUCUCACGCAGUUGGUGGAAAUUCAGCAAGCGAGAGGUGCCAAGAAUGGUCAUAUUUCCAUACAAGCUCUAGAGCUGGAUGAUCAACCGAUCGGAGAUCCUCCUAUGAUGAACGUAACGGUCAUGCAACCACUGCAGAUCGAUUUAAGCGAUGAUAGCAGAAUAAGGACGAUCUCCGAGCAGAGUAAACCGGCCUCCAAGACUAAGGAAAUCGAAGAAGCUGUGGAGAUUAUAUUGACUCAUCCGGUGAUCAGUAAACCGAAUAUGCCCAAAUAUCGAAAACUGAUCCAACGCUUGAACAGUGGAGGAAAAUCUUCCAAAUCGCAAGAAUACACCGCUAACAAGGUGUUGAGCUAUUUGGGACGGUUGAUAAAGAGUGCCCAGGGGCAAUAUUUGAUCAAGAAUUGGAUUCAGAAUCCGCAGAUGUGCUGCUUCUUCCGUUCCCUGCUGGCAAUUCCCCCGGAAAAGUUUGAGAACCUCAACUAUUUGCUUCACAUACUGGACGAAAUAAUCAAGUACAUGAAUCCGACCUCGAACACGGUUUUGUUACAGAUUCUAGUCGGCAAACGACAGCAGUUGGUGAAGGUUGCCCAAAAAGACAACCUACAAAGUCAGGGACAGUCGCAAAGUCUGCUUCAGGUUCUCACAACCAACAAAGCUUCCGAAGUGGAACGCAAGGGUAAGCUACAGCUACGGCAAACCAGUACCGACGACAUGAUCAAUGUGAUCUCCACCCUGCUGAAAAAUGGACAAGAAAUCAAGAUGGAAAUACUGGAGUUGCAGUUUGAUAAGCGUGGUCUUCUGGUGGACUGGUUGGCAGACGCGGAUUCCGAGUUGGUGCACGUCAAUAAGGAAAUACAGAUGGAUAUGUUGUUCAAUCGUAGCCUGGGAGAAUUUCGACCUUACCUACUUUCGUUGAUGAGUCAUCAGGCAAGUUGGUCUACACUUCAUGAGACGGUGGAUGUACUGAUGGAGAAGUACAACGCAAAUUACGAUCCUUGCUCUGUGCUGGACUUCAUCAAUACGCUUACUAGAAACCCUAAGCUGUGGCAAGGAAGGGACAAGGCCGUCCCGAAGCACGAACAAAUAGAAUAUAUCGUCACACUGAAUGGAAAGCAAAUUAAAACCUUUAUUGAUUACAUCCUAGCAGAGUCGAAUGCCGAGAAAAUGUGCGAUCGAGUGAAACUUCUGCUCCAAUGCGUGGACUGUAAGUUUGAUUACCUCGAAGAAAUGGUCGAGUAUGCAGUAAGCAAGAAGCAUCAAUCGUCAAAAAUGUUUCUACAACAGCUCUACUUGAACAUUCCGCCGAUGAAAUUCUUGAUGCCUCAUGUUGAAAACGUUUAUGAUGCCGACGUACGCAACGCCACUGGAUGCGUUGGAGACAAGUUCACGUACUACAUUCUAACCACGAUCGCUUGCCUAACAGCUCCAAGAGAUUUCCAGCAAAUGUCGGCGGAGAUGGAACUGAUUGUCCGGAAACUCGCAGCUUCCCAUCCAGUUCUAUUGCUUCGUCAGAUGUCCGUUCUGGCUACCUUGCUCCAGGGACGUGCUCACAUGGACUUAUCUGUAUUGAGAGCAGAGUACCAUUUCCAUCUUUUCCAUCAAGUCAUGGGAAUACUUGAACUGCUUCAACCACUUGUUUUCGAAGACAGUUACAAAACCGGUCUCCAGAAUGCAUUGGAUUGCUACUUUGCUCUUUUGCGAAAUCACGGCAACGUUAAGGAAACCUAUACACUUAUCUAUCGCUUUAUGGAGUUCCUUCAUGCUUACAUUGGGGCUAAUCCCAAAAUGGCAAUCAGUUUCAUUCAAAACUAUUCGGAUCUUCUGAACGACCUAGCUCGUCAACAUUAUGAUCUUCAAUCGCUACAGCAGCUUGUCCAAGGUCUGUCCAUGUUCAAGCAACGCACACCUUCAACUCCGGCUGCUAUCAAAUCUGAACCAGAGGAACCUACUCCAGGAACGUCCAAGGAUGUGAAACCUCCUGCUACUUUGGACUCCGCACAACAAGCCACAGCCGCCAUAAUGAUGUCCACUUACGUGAAGAAUGAAGUCCUGCCGCAGCACUGGCAAGAACUCACCCACGCAAUCAGAUCCCGAGAAAUCGACGAUAUUUCUACGCCGCUGCUGGAAGUGGACGCACUCACGGUCAAGCGCCCAAAUCUCCUAGAAGACAUCAUCGACGAGAUCAUUCGAUUCUUGACGCAUUCAUCGGGCUCUAUCCGCCAAACCGCGCACGGAUUGGUAACGCGUUGGCUCAAGCAAAACCCGGGCAAUUUCUCCACCAACAGCACGGCGUUGACGGCUUUCGUCCAGUGUCUCUACCACGAGGACGUGGCCGUCGUGCAGAGCGCCCUGGACAAGACGACCGAGUAUGCGCUGUGCUUGCAGGAGUACGCACCGCAAAUUCUGAUGACGAUGUUCAACUUGGGCAUUUGCAACAAGAUCAAUACGUACACGACGAUUCGGCGAUGCGUUCAGGCGAUCAAGAAACAACAUGCGUGCUGAACAGAGCUCGUAAGUAUGUUUCAAUACAUUUUAAGUCCAUGUAUGUCCCAUUGAAUUCAUAAAGCAAAUAAAUGUAUCUUCUACGUAGGUUUCA